AAAGAAGAAAUGCCCUUGUUCUUGUUGCCUUCAGGAUGUGCGACAUAAAUUAUUCAUUUUAUUUAUUUAUCUUCGAUAAAGUAUUCUUAAACAAUUUCUGCUAUGAUACAUGACGAAUAAAUGUUUAACUUUUGUUUUUCUCUUUCAUAAUAACCUAAAACAUCUUUGAGGCGUAAAAUUUAUUACUUUAAUUGAGGUUGACCAUUAAUCCUUAAUUAGUCGUUUAUUCGUGCGUAAAAACCAUUUUUACGCACGAAUCCAAACGAGAAGAGAAUCGCCCGGAAAGCUGCAGGUAGACCUGAGAGCGCUCGUUUGUGGCUCAAGAUCAGGCGCUCGUCGAGAGACAAGAGGAAAGGAGGGAGGAGGAGGAGGUGGAGGGGGAGCCUCAAGGCCAAAGUGAGCUUUAUGUACCGCAGCGGGUCACUUUCUGAGAGCCAUUUGGAGCCAGAGGCGACCCGGAGCGCGCAGGAGCCGCACCAAACUGAGGCAGACCAUCAGUCCCAAUCACUGAGGCCAGCAGCAGGGAGCACAUUGCUCCACACAGGGAAGAGAGAGGGGAAAAAAACACAGACAAACAGACACGGAAGAGAAGUGAGAGAAGGAGAGAGAGGCUCAGUGCGGGACGGUCGGCAAAAAAACGCACUGUGGAACUUUUAAGUGUGCGGGAUCAGGAGGAAACGGGCUCGAGUGGCCGCGCAGGGUCGGAGAAGAUGCCGCGGGUAGUCCCGGACCAGAGGAGCAAGUUUGAGAAUGAGGAGUUUUUCCGCAAGUUAAGCAGAGAGUGUGAGAUUAAAUACACUGGCUUCAGGGACCGGCCCCACGAGGAGAGGCAAGCCCGCUUCCAGAACGCCUGCAGGGACGGACGAUCAGAAGUCGCCUUCGUGGCAACGGGAACAAACCUCUCCCUGCAGUUUUUCCCAGCCAAUCUCCAUGGCGACCAGAGGCAGGUGCCAUCACGGGAAUACGUCGACUUCGAAAGAGAGACAGGGAAGGUCUAUCUGAAGGCGCCGAUGAUCCUGAAUGGGGUUUGUGUGAUCUGGAGAGGCUGGAUUGACCUACAGAGGCUGGACGGGAUGGGAUAUCUGGAGUACGACGAUGAGCGAGCGCAGCACGAGGACGCUUUGGCUCAGGCAGCAUUUGAGGAAGCUCGGCGCAGAACCAGAGACUUUGAGGACAGAGACCGGUCACACCGAGAGGAUUUAGAGGACCCUGUGGUUUCUAAAAUCUGGGACUGAUGACACACAGAAAGACAGACAGCCAGCAGAAAAGAACAGGUCCAGACGACAGCAGGACCCCAGCCCUGGCUCAAACAUGGCCAACGCUGACGUGGAACACAAGAUGCGCUGAGGACGGAAGAAGCAAGAAAAAAAUGGAAACUGAAGCAGUUUGUUUGUUUGUUUGUUUGUUGUUCGAUUUCAACGCAGUCAGCAGGAGACCACACUCAUUGGCCAGUUGUUUUGCAUUAUUCCUCAAAAUUGAUGUAUUUUUCAAACUUUUGAAUGCAGACAAAAACGGAAAUAUAAAAUUAACUAAAACGAUUUGAAAGAAACCAAAGACUUAAGCAGGAAUGUUUGGAUGAAGAAGAAAAAAGAACAGUUAUUGAGAUUUUGACUUAAUUUGGAGAACUUAUGCAAAACGUUGAUAAUGAGAGAAAGGUGAGAACAAGAAGGAGCAGAGAAAAGGUAGAAGUCGUUCAGGGUCACGGUCAGGGCUUAUGUUCACAGCAUGAAUCAAAUGUGAGGUUUCAGCAGUUCAUGAUGUUAAAAUCUAUAUAUAUAUGCAUUUUUUCAGUGUUUCAACACCUCAAGUUUGCUGAUAUGCUUGUGAAAAACUUCCAUUUUAUCAACUUAAUUUCUUAAAACCUGCUGUUUUCUGAGACCAAAGUUCACUUUGCUGGAGGAAGGGAGGGAGGGAUAAAAAUAGGAGACUUAAAAAAUUAUAGAAAGGCAAACCAAAGACAUAUUUACCAGGCUGGAGGGUUAAGAAGUGUUUGCUUUGUGUAAAUUUAGAUUCAUUCAAAACAUCACAGGUUCUGUAGCCACAACCUGAAGGCUCUAGAUAUAGAAACGGCUACAUGGAGGAGAUUUAAACGUCCUUCGUCUUCCGAGAGGUUUUGCACUAUGUGAUACAAUCAGUCUUGAUCUCCACAUUGCUCGUCUUUUUAUUGCAUGAAAUCAAAUAUGGGGCUUCCUUUGCUUGUAUCGCAGCCUCUUUAUCCUUGGAGUGCUCUCUGUCGGCUCUUUGAUCGGGAACAACUGGGUGACUCAAAGUCGGGUUUUCAAAACGUUUUGACCCUUAAAUAAAAACUUUUUCUUCUUUUUUAUUAUUCUAAUGUAAAAACAAAGCUGCAACAUAAUACGGUACUUCCUUAUGACUUUCAGAGUCAUUAAAAAGAACCUCAACACAAAAUUAAAGCUUAACGCUCAUUGUGGGGUUAAGUGGAGUAGCUAUUGGCAGUCAGAGUAAUCAUAGGAAGGGAUCUCGCUUGACUGUUGUUGGCUUGCAGUUUUUACUAUAAUUAAUAACUUUCCUUCAGUUCACCUGAAUUGCUUUAAGAGUUAGAUUUGUAAGCUUACCGCUUUCAGCUGUGCAGCUGUUUCCACGCCACUUUGAGCAAAACCCAAACUCCUAAAUAUGGAAAUAACAACCGAAAUGGUUUUCUGUUUUAAACCGGUUCCAACUUGCACACAUUAGCAAGUCUAGUUGAAAAGUUUACUGUUCCUAAAGGAUUUACUUUAGUCCCCCAUUAAAUAAAAUCUUCCAAGCUGCAGCUCAAAUAUUGUUUCCUCAUAUCAACUCAUCACAGCCUCCAUUUAGAAAAAUAACUGCCUUUCAUCUUGAGACAGUUAAAAAGAAAACUUAAAAGUUCAAUUUAGGAGAUGUAACUUAAAGUGAUCGUUGUGAAACCCGUAUUCAGCUCAGUGAAGUCCAAACGCUGCAAAGCCAAACAUUUAAUCCUAAAAUAUUCUAACACAUCAAGAAAAACAUACAGUGUCCUGUGAAGUGAUGAUAUCUGUAAAUGAAACUCUGUUGAGAUCAUGAAGCUCGGUUUUUCUCGGCUCGCUUCACAGCUUGUUCCUCCAGAGAACUGAACUGAACUGAACUUACGAACUGAACCAGUUCCUAACUGAAUCCGAAUGAAUAACUCGUCAGAGAUGCGUUUAGUUCCUGGACUCCACGUCACCCAGAUGCUCCUCGUCUCUGCAGGGCCGUGAAAGCCUGAAUGCAGUUCGCUUUUCCCUGUCCGGUUACAGCACUCGUCGAUUGAAGCCAUGUGUUUUCCUGUAUGUCGUCACCUUCCUCUGUUGUGUGAAAGUCAGGAUGUUUACUUUUUAUAUUUCUCUCGUCUCAGUAGGAGUUUUUAGUUCUUUUCUCAGCUUAGACCUGAAGCAGCUGCAGGAUAUUUUGUGUAAAUCAAAAAAGACGGAAAAAAAAGAAAAGCAUCUCCAGAGAAUUGGGAGGUUUGAGCAUUUUUGUUGCUUUUUUUUAUGUACUCUUUAUUAAUGAUUUUUGUAUUGUUCUAUUUUUUUUAAUAAAUCCACCCGAAUGUGGAUUGAGUCAAGUCCUGUAAUCAGAAAAUGUUUUACACUUUGUGAAAUGAACGGUUGUAUUGCCUUUGGCUCCUUUAAGUUUGACUUAUUUAGAUAAAUUCAGACUCAUAACGAUUCUUGUACAGUUUCAGCAUUUUAAUGAGCUUUAAAAGAAAUUAAACAAAACAAAACAUGAUAAGCUGGAGUUCGGAUUUUCAACCAAGUUUCUUCAAGUUCUCUCUGCAAAUGCAGCCAUAAAAUCAACUCAGGGUUCACAACAAAAUAAUACUUUACUCUAGCUUUUAAAAUGGUAAAACUUAUUGGCUCGAUUGUGUUAUUUCUUCUGGCAAUCAGGUGAUUUAUUCUCAGCUGGUUCAGUAAGUAAUUAGUCAAAAAUGGUUUUAAAAUCUUUUUUUCUGCGUGAACCUGCAGGAUGGUGAGGAGAGGUUUUAUGGUCGGUUGUGAUGUUUUUAGCUUAAAGGAAGUAAAGGAGAGAAUGUUGAUGUCAUUGUGUGAGUUAAAUGUAUAAAAAAUACAGAGUCCAUUAAUUAAACUGGAACAUUGAUUGUUAAUUCUCUAAUAUCUCAUGUUUAGAGAAUAAAUUAUAUUGUUUGAGGAGGGAAAAGGUGCUUAAGAAGAAACCUUUUCUUGUGAUGAUUUGGUCUAUUUGAAGGAAAUUUAUUUGAAUUAUAUCUGGACAAUGAGAAAUUCUACAAAAAUAAAAUAGAAUAAGAAAAUUGUUCCAAAUUCUCUGAAUUGAAGUUUUAAAAUCAAGUCAUAAAACCUGGAAGAAAACUGAGAACUCUCCAAAGAAAAAAACAAAUUUGCUUUUAGGUUUAAGAAAAAUUAAAAACUCAAUCUUUUCUCCACCACUUGCACCAAGUGAACUAAAAUUUUAAAAACCAAAGCAUCAAAUCCAUCCUUUCCUUUUCUUAAUGCAGGCAUUAAGUCAAACCAUUAAAAUAUCAUUUUCUUUUCUUUUCUACAUUACCUGUUACUUUUUUUAACUUAUUUAUAUGUUAGAAAGACUUGGAUGUUUUGUAGCUUGAGUAAACCUUCUUGCAUUUCUCUUACUGUUUGUCUGCUCUGUGUUUUCAUCUACUUUAAUGUUGAACUUGUCCUCUCAGAGGAGUUUAACAUAUAAUAUGAGAUAUUCAUUUCAAAAUGUUGAUUGUUUAUCACAAUAAAUGUGUAUCAAUUCCUCUA
Messenger RNA from Poecilia reticulata (guppy), 4736 nucleotides. It is a transcript of the gene cbfb, whose product is annotated as core-binding factor subunit beta. Gene Ontology annotation, cellular component: nucleus; core-binding factor complex. Lineage: Eukaryota; Metazoa; Chordata; Actinopteri; Cyprinodontiformes; Poeciliidae. The record is from RefSeq and is a predicted model, not a curated record. Gene Ontology annotation, molecular function: transcription coactivator activity; sequence-specific DNA binding. Gene Ontology annotation, biological process: regulation of transcription by RNA polymerase II.